Messenger RNA from Strongylus vulgaris, 503 nucleotides. The record is from the annotation of a GenBank genome assembly. NCBI's taxonomy places the organism in Eukaryota, Metazoa, Nematoda, Chromadorea, Rhabditida, Strongylidae.
AUGCAUGGACCUCUUUUCAAGAUGAUAAUUUUUGUAAAAGCUAAGGCAAUGGUUGAUUUCAUAUCGUCAGAGCUGUGUAAGUAUGGCAUCCCUGCACAGGGUCUGCAUGGCGGAAGAUCGCAGACUGACCGCACAAAUGUAUUCCGCGAACUGCGUAUGGGGCAGUGUCAAAUCCUAGUGGCUACAGACUUAGUGAGUAGAGGUAUUGACAUAUCAAACAUCACACAUGUCUUAAAUUACGAUUUUCCUGGUGAUAUUGAGGAAUACGUUCACAGAGUUGGCAGAACCGGUCGCGCAGGGAGAAGUGGCGAGGCGAUGACCUUCAUAAGUUGGGGUGAUCGCAUGCAUGCAGCUGGACUGAUUUCGAUCCUUGAGGAAAGCCAUCAGGAGGUACCUCGUGCACUGCGGCGGUUGGCUGCACGUCAUGUGGAAAAGAAGGCAAGAUCGGUUCCGAGUGCGUAUCAUCGCGAGAAAGAAGAAAGUUUGAGACUUUUCUAUUAGUU